UUUCGCAAUAUACGCAGGAGAAAGAAGCAGAAGACACUCAGUCUUCGUACGGAAGGUGGUGUUUAUAUUUGCCUGCCUAGUCGAGACAAAAAAGACGAAACCUUCUAUGAGCGGACGAAAUGGCAGGGAUUGACGAUUACCACAAUUAUAGCAGGUAUAAGGAUUUGCGGGAUGAUGCAGGAACUGGUUGGGAGCCAGCUUUUCCCGAAGGUCUUACACCGAGUAGGAGCAUUCGUCCAAAGGAAUUGGAUAUCAAACCUCGAGGGCCACCGCGGUCACCAGAUGAUGAAGAAGAGGCUACUGUACGACGAUAUGUUGGUGUAGGGGUGGGUCUUGCUACUCUCAUCACAGAAAAUCUUCUCAGCCACCCAUUUGUUGUAUUGAGGAGACAGUGCCAGGUUCACAAUGCCUCCACCCGCUAUCACUUGGUGCCCAUCACGCUGGUCCCUGUACUUAUUCAUCUUCACCAGCGGCAAGGAAUCACUACAUUAUGCAAAGGAUUAGGUUCAAUUCUCCUUGUUCGAGGCAUGACACUCGCUGUGGAGGACCUCAUAACUAAGUUCACUCCAUGGCCAAAGGAAGUGAAUGCAGACAGUUCUCUGAAGGCAUUUGGACAGCAUAUUCUACUGAAAUGUGUGAGCCUGGCUAUCAUCACUCCCUUCUACUCUGCAAGUCUGGUUGAAACUGUCCAAAGUGAUAUUGCUAGUGAAAAGCCUGGCAUUUUUGAUGUAUUCAGAGAAGGUAUUGUGAGACUAGUGAGCUGGGGAUCACCUCAAAAAGGUCGAAUGCUGCCAGUGUGGGCCCUUGUCACACCAACUGUUAUGUAUGGUCUUCUUAAAUACCUUGUGUGUCUAUGCACCAGAGGUAUUACUAGCCGUUUCCUUCAUAGCCAAAGACGUGCUCUGAGAGAAAAACAGGGUGCUUUUCCUCGGGAAAUGCAUCAAACCUCUGAGGACAUUGAAAUUACUUCAUCACUUGUUGGACUUGUGACAGCAGAUGUGCUGCUCUUCCCUCUGGAAACCAUUUUACACAGGUUACACCUCCAAGGAACAAGGACCAUCAUUGAUAAUUUGGAUUCUGGAUUUGCAGUAACACCCAUCCUCACAAGCUACUCUGGAAUUGGGGAUUGUUAUAGGACAACCUUACAAGAAGAAGGCAUUCCUGGGUUUUACAAAGGCUUUGGUGCCCUAGUUUUACAAUUUGCCGCACACGUAGCAGUCAUAAAACUAGCAAAAGUAAUGUUGACUGAACUGGGUAGACUACUAAGUGGUGGCGGUGGAGGCAAUGGUAGUCCCAAGGCACCGUCUCCUCAGGAGGAGAUCAUUACUGAGUCUUUUAGACCUCAGUCAUACCCCUACAGUCAGCAGCAGAUUCCCCCAUAUCCUCGUCAGCAGUACCCUCGGUAUGCUAACGCACCCUCAGAACUACCUCCAGCCAACACACCCUCUGGAGACGGAGGCCACCCUCAGUUUUUCUGGAGCAACCAGCGUUGAGUGUUUUGUAAAAUGAUGCUUUCUAUUGUUAUUCCUUCUUAGGUAAGGUGAAUAGCUUUAAGUGAUUGCCAAGCUCACUUUUGGCUAUGCUAAGCCUAUCUAUUAUGCUUUUGUGAGUGAGGGUAGGUAGUGUAAAUUUCUCUAGUCCUAAACCGGAACUUAAGGACGGAAAAGAUAAGUGAUUGAUUUCACAUUAUUAUCUUGUAAUUUGAUUGUUCUCAAUUAUGAUGUCCAUUUCUUUCAAUUAUGAUUUUAUUUUAUUUCUAACUUCUGGGGUUUAAUAAGUCAUUCUAAUAAGUCACUCUGAUAAGUUAGCUUUACACAAACUAAUGAUAUUCAGGAUAUGCUGGGACUUUUUUCAAAAAGUAUUUUGUCAGUAAAAUGGUUUGUUAAAAUUCAAUAAAAGAAAGUAAUUGGA
Molecule: messenger RNA, 1911 nt
Organism: Thrips palmi
Lineage: Eukaryota; Metazoa; Arthropoda; Insecta; Thysanoptera; Thripidae
Product: solute carrier family 25 member 46-like
Exons: 8
Coding region: 120-1493 (457 amino acids)
Biological process (GO): mitochondrial membrane fission; mitochondrial fission
Cellular component (GO): mitochondrial outer membrane
Source: RefSeq, a predicted model, not a curated record